AUGAAAAGCGAAGACGUAAUUUCCAUAUCAGAGUGCUGCCGAUAAAACAUAAACGAAGCUCCGCGUGACAGCCUCGCGUGACACUGUUGAAAUCACGCGAUUAUAAAAAUUUCGACACCAGUCUAUAAACCCUGAUUCUAGCCUGGCGAGGUUACAAACAAACCAACAUGUCGGCAUUUUCCUGACUUGUAGAAAUAUUUGCGACCACUGUGGGGAUUCAGACUCUAGAACACCGUCGUAGAAUGAUGAGGACACCUUCCAAAACACAGAGAACCUUCUUUUGUAUUCUAGGCAUUGGUUCUACUUUUUUUUCAGCUACACUUUUUCUUACCUUACUGUCGAUGUUUCGACCACCAUUCACAGCUAAUCCCAGUACAGAGACAAACGAAAGUAAAAGUUAUGAGCUACAUUUUCCAAGUGACCUUGAGGAUCUGAAGUCUUUAGCCAGUCUAUUGAAGCAAUACAGACAAGAUAAUUUUGGUUAUGUGAUUCUGCUGUUCUGUAGUGCAUAUUUGUACAAACAGACAUUUGCCAUUCCAGGGUCUGUUUUUAUGAAUUUGUUAGCUGGUGCAAUAUUUGGUAUGUGGGUUGGAUUUCCAUUGGUUUGCACCUUGACUGGAUGUGGAGCCACAUUUUGUUAUCUGUUAUCUAAAGCGUUUGGCAAAGUGCUUUUACUUCAAUAUUUUCCAGACAAAAUCCAGGCCUUGCAGGGCAAGGUCCAAGAGAACCUUGAUGGUCUGUUUUUCUUUUUAUUAUUCUUGAGAUUGUUCCCUAUGUCUCCCAACUGGUUCCUAAACAUGUCAUCGCCAAUUUUGGAAGUACCCAUUACACAUUUCUUUUUCUCAGUUGUAAUUGGUCUGAUGCCAUACAAUUUCAUAUGCUGUCAAACUGGUUGUAUUUUGUCACAGUUGACAUCUCUAGAUGAACUGUUUACUUUAAAUGUUGUCAUCAAGCUCUGUGGCAUAGCUGUUAUGGCAUUAUUACCUGGUUUAAUUGUCAAGAAACUUCACAAAGCCAAAAAAUCCCAUUCCGAUUGACUAGAUUGCUGCAAUUUUUUCAAAAAUUUUAUGAAAAUUAUCUUUUAGGGAAUGUGAAAAUAUGAAUUUUUUGUAGUAUUUAUGAAUUGAGAAUAAAAACUUUUCUCAAUGUGCGGAAGAUUUGGUGGUCAUCAACAUCUUAAUUAUUAUAUGUGUCCUAAUUGUGCUAAUAAAAAUUAUUGAGACAAUUAUUUAAAAUGAAAGCAGAACAUGUACU
This is a messenger RNA of Pocillopora verrucosa, 1254 nucleotides long. RefSeq names its product transmembrane protein 41A-like. The record is from RefSeq and is a predicted model, not a curated record. NCBI's taxonomy places the organism in Eukaryota, Metazoa, Cnidaria, Anthozoa, Scleractinia, Pocilloporidae.